This is a messenger RNA of Bacillus rossius redtenbacheri, 1884 nucleotides long. RefSeq names its product endo-polygalacturonase-like. The transcript is spliced from 2 exons. Gene Ontology annotation, biological process: carbohydrate metabolic process. Bases 151 to 1359 code for a protein of 402 amino acids. Gene Ontology annotation, molecular function: polygalacturonase activity. The record is from RefSeq and is a predicted model, not a curated record. Lineage: Eukaryota; Metazoa; Arthropoda; Insecta; Phasmatodea; Bacillidae.
UAGUUAUCUACGAACAUGGUACUGUGCGCAGGGGCUCUGUCGUGGCUGAACUACAGCAGUUUCUCCUGAAGCACUUAAAUUAAUUCCAGUGUUGAAUCAGGAUCGGUUCCAAGGCAUAUUCUACUCCUCAUCUAAAACAGAUACAUCAACAUGCAUUAUACUUCAGUAAUCGCCCUCGCAUUGGCCAUACUGCACAUCGCAGUGGCCAAGGACUUGCGAUCGGUGUCGGAACCGAAGAUUCCGUCUGCUUGCACUUCCCUGAAGGGCACGGGGAAAGAGGAGACGUCUGUCAUCCAGAAGGCUCUCUCCUCCUGUGGCAGCGGGAAAGCCGUCCACCUGGCAUCCGGCACCUUCAUCUCGGGCCCGCUGACGAUUCCCUCAGGAGUGGGUCUGUGGGUCGACAGUGGGGCGGUGCUGAAGGCCAGCACCAACCCGAAAGACUUCGACGAGGGAAAGAACACGUGCGGGACGCUAGAUAAUAACGGCAAAGGCUGCAAGCCGCUCAUCACCAUCAAGAGCGCCAAGGGCAGUGGAAUAUACGGCAAGGGCACCAUCGAUGGCCAAGGAGGACAGACCAUGACAGGCAAGGGCGAGACCUGGUGGAAGCUCGCAGCCGAUGCCAAAACCAAGAACAAGAAACAAAACGCGCCCAGACUGAUUCAAAUUGAAAACUCGAAUGACAUCACUUUGUACCUGAUAACGCUGAAGAACUCCCCCAAUUUCCACGUCGCCAGCAAGAGCACCAACGGCUUCACCGCAUGGGGAGUCACCAUCAACACGCCGGGAACUGCCCGCAACACGGACGGCAUCGACCCGAUGGGAUCUCAGAAUGUCACCAUCACGCACUGUAACAUUGCCACCGGCGACGACAACGUGGCCAUCAAGGCAGGCAACGCGCCGACCAAGUACGUUUCCAUAACCAACAACAAGUUCGGUGUUGGCCACGGUAUGUCCAUCGGCAGUGAAGUCAACGAUGGUGUCAGCUCAGUGACUGUCAGCACGCUGACGCUGGACGGCACCACCAACGGCCUGAGGAUCAAGAGCGACAAGUCCCGUGGUGGUCUGGUGACAGGCGUCGCCUACACCAACGUCUGCAUGCACAACGUGAAGAACCCCAUUGUCCUCGACACUCAGUACAGCAGCUCUAGCGGCAGCCACAUUCCCACCUUCAAGGGCAUCACUUUCAACAACAUCAAGGUGUUGACUGCUGGAACCUUUACGUUCGAUGGUAUCAGCGAUUCAAAUCCUGUAGAGGCCACUCUCAACGACGUGCACAUCAAAUCAGGCUCCAAAUGGGUUACGAAAUAUGCAAAGAUAAGUGGCAAGUACUCAGAAGAUGCAAGUGGCAGCAGUUGCUAAGGCAUCACUAAUUCGUCAGUAAAAUGUGUGUUGGACAAGCUCUAACGAACCAUGGUUAUGUAGCCAUUAAAAACGCAAAUAAUUUUGUUCAAGUUCAGAAACAGUAUUAAAACAUUAAAAUUCUACCAAUUUUAAUGUUUUCUGUAAAUCUUUAUGCUUAUAACUAUUUUUAUAUAUUGUAUCGAAUAAUAUUUAUUAAGGUUUAACAAAUGCGAAGUCAAUAAAUAAUAAACUAAACAAACCCAUAAAAUAAUUAUGGUAUAGAAAGUGGUUUGUAGUGAAAUAUAAGUCAAAAUUCAUGCUUAAAUGUUUAUAUGAUUAAUCAAAGAGACUUUUUUACUUUAAAAUAUUAUGGUAUUGUUUUGUUUUAAUACAUAUAAAUUCCUUUUUAAAAUUAUAUAGCAUGUCAUUUGAAGUUAUAAUCUCAAUAUUACUAUUUUUUUUUAAAAUAGUAUAUACUAGAAUGAAUGUCUUACUAAUUCUUUGUAAAUUUAUGUCACAUAAUAAAUCACAAAGAUAAUUGCA